This is a messenger RNA of Armigeres subalbatus, 5286 nucleotides long. RefSeq lists its product as uncharacterized. Bases 1 to 5286 code for a protein of 1761 amino acids. The record is from RefSeq and is a predicted model, not a curated record. Gene Ontology annotation, biological process: DNA integration. The transcript has 2 exons. NCBI's taxonomy places the organism in Eukaryota, Metazoa, Arthropoda, Insecta, Diptera, Culicidae. Gene Ontology annotation, molecular function: nucleic acid binding.
AUGGCGCCCCGUAAGCUGACAUCGUUGAAGGCUUUGGUCGUGAAGCUGGGGGAAAUUCAAGCCGACCUGGACGAUAUUUGGAAAUUCGUUCAACGCUACGAUGAAGCCACCACUGCAACUGAUGUCAACAUGCGCUUAGAGAGGGUUGGUGAACUUUGGGAGAAGUACGGCGAGACGUUGGUGGAGAUCAAAUGCCACGACGACUACGACGAGGAUGAUGAGACCUUCAACAAGGAUCGUCUUAUCUACAGCGAUCGAUACUACCGCUCGAAGUCAUCCCUCACGGACAAGGCGAAGGAGCUACAGGGUCUACCAGAGCAGGACCAGUCAUCGCGUGCAAACGACUCGAUGGUGCAUGGGGUCCUCGACCAUGUACGGCUGCCGCAAAUCAAGCUGCAGUCAUUCAACGGUGAUAUCGACGAGUGGAUUAGUUUCCGUGACUUAUUCACAUCCUUGAUCCACUGGCGGACUGAUCUACCGGAGGUGGAAAAAUUUCAUUAUUUAAAGGGGUGUCUUCAGGGGGAACCAAAGGCUCUAAUCGAUCCACUAAAGAUAACGCAGGCUAAUUAUAAGAUCGCGUGGGAUGCGCUUACUAAGCGCUAUAACAAUAGUAAGCAGCUUAAGAAAAGGCAGGUUCAGUCGCUCUUUUGUCUUCCUUCGCUUUCUAAGGAGUCGGUUUCGGACUUGCACGUUCUUGUCGAAGGUUUCGAAAGAAUUGUGCAAACAUUAGACCAGGUUGUCGAGCCAGCGGAAUAUAAGCAUCUCCUGCUAGUGAAUCUUCUUACCAACCCGGUGACUCGCCGAGGUUGGGAGGAGUUUUCAUCCACGAAGGAGCAGGAUACUUUGGAGGAUCUGACGGAGUUUCUGCAGCGAAGAAUACGUGUUCUCGAGUCGCUUCCAACAAAGGCGGCUGAGUCCAGGGGUGCUCAACCGUUACAGCCACAAUCCCAGAGGCAGAAACAGUCUACAGCGAAGGCGAGUUACAGCACGGUACAGUCGUCGUCAGGAGCACGAUGCGUGGCAUGUAAGGAGAACCACUACCUCCAUCAAUGUAGUGUGUUUCAAAAGAAGUCGGUGGCUGACAGGGAUUCGCUACUAAGGACCCACUUCCUCUAUAGGAAUUGUUUCCGAGUGGGUCAUUUGUCCAAGUUCAAUUGCAAGAAUUGCAAGGGUCGUCACCACACUUUGGUGUGUUUCACGUCGGAGAAGGAUAGUUCUGCGAAGGUCGCAGCGGUUGCUAGGGGCAACCAUCCUUCAAUCCCAAAGGAGUCCUCCGGAGUUAACGAAGCUUCUGGUUCGGGUUCCUCUCAGGUGGUCAAUAUGGUGGCCACCGACAUUUCGGUUUCUGGUGCGACUCAACAAUAUUCUUCGCAAGUUUUGCUGGCAACUGCGGUCGUCGUAGUGGAAGAUGAUCAAGGUGGAAGGUUUCCUGCUCGCGCUCUAUUGGAUUCGGGCUCAGAGAGCAACUUCAUCACGGAGCGACUGAGUCAACGUAUGAAGACCCAACGAGAAAAGGUGGAUAUAUCGGUGCGCGGAAUCGGUCAAGCAGGAACCAAGGUCAAACACAAAAUACAAGCGGUGGUGCGGUCGCGAGUUUCUCCUUUCUCGCAAGCAAUGAACUUCCUCGUUCUUCCCAACGUAACGGUGAAUCUGCCAACUGCUACAAUGCGCACGGAUGGUUGGUCGAUACCCCCAGGAAUCAAACUGGCAGAUCCCGCUUUCUUCGAGUCCAGUAGAGUCGACUUGGUACUCGGUAUCGAAUCAUUUUUCGAUUUCUUCGAAACCGGUCAAAGAAUUAACCUAGGCAACCAAUUGCCGACGCUGAACGAAUCGGUUUUCGGAUGGGUGGUGUGUGGAGGUUUAUCCAAUUCUCAUCAGGAUCUGCACAUUACCUGCAACGCUUCCGCAACAGAGAAACUGGAAUCUCUAGUUGCCCGGUUCUGGUCUAGCGAAGAGGUUAGUUCGGUCAAGGUACUCUCACAGGAGGAAAAACGAUGUGAGGACCUAUUCCAAAAUACAGUCCAACGGAAUCCCGAUGGCAGGUACACGGUUACACUCCCAAAGGAGGAAGGCGCUAGUCAACGGUUGGGCGAAUCCAAGGACAUUGCGAUCCGGCGUCUUCAAGGUACGGAGCGACGGCUGGCAAGGAAUGCCAACCUGCACAAAAGCUACCACGAUUUCAUGGAGGAAUACGAGUCGAUGGGACACAUGGAGAAGGUCGAAGGGGCGGCCUUAACAACAAAACAGCGGUGCUUUUUACCGCACCAUCCCGUUUUCAAGGAGGACAGCACUACAACCAAGGUCAGGGUGGUGUUCGAUGCCUCCUGCUCAACAUCGUCCGGCGUAUCGCUCAACGACGUGCUGCUGACAGGUCCGUUGAUACAGGAUGAUCUCAGAUCAAUCAUCAUGCGAAGCCGUACCAAGCAAAUAAUGCUCGUUUCUGACGUCGAGAAGAUGUUUCGGCAAGUAUGGGUUAACCCGGAGGAUAGGGCUUUGCAGUGUAUACUGUGGCGCUCAGAUCCUCAAGACAACAUCAGCGUAUAUGAGCUCAAGACCGUUACGUACGGUACUAAACCAGCUCCAUACUUAGCCACAAGAACUCUCAAACAGCUAGCGGUGGAUGGAGAAAUGGCAUAUCCCCUCGGAUCACGUGCGGCGAGUGAAGACACCUAUAUGGAUGAUGUUAUCACGGGAGCAGACACGGUGGAAGAAACCUGUGAGUUGCGGAAACAGCUGAGUGAUAUGAUGGAAGAAGGCGGUUUUAGACUCAGGAAGUGGGCAUCCAACAGCCCCAAGGUCUUGGAGGGACUUCCUGAAGACAGUUUAGCGAUUCGAGCGGGGGACGGAAUCAAUUUGGACCCGGAUCCGUCCAUCAAAACCCUCGGGCUUAUCUGGAUGCCGAAGAGUGAUCAGCUGAAAUUCAGCUUCAACAUUCCUUCGGAGCGACCAAGUCAGCAGUACAGUAAAAGGGAGGUACUCUCGAUUAUAGCUACGCUAUUCGACCCUUUGGGGUUACUCGGAGCCGCAAUCACAUCUGCUAAAAUUGUGAUGCAGUUGCUAUGGAAAUAUAGGGACGACGACGAUCGUGCGCUGGACUGGGACCAGCCCAUACCUUCGACGGUGGGUGAGACGUGGAGGAAAUUAAUUGGCCAGCUUCCCCUGUUGAACAAAGUCAGAAUUGAUCGCUAUGUCAUCGUCCCCGCGGCAGUCUCCAUGGAACUUCAUUGCUUCUCGGAUGCCUCCGAGAAGGCAUAUGGUUGUUGCGUAUACAUAAAAAGUGUAGAUGCAGCAGGAAGGAUAAAAGUGCGCCUUCUGUCAUCGAAAUCACGGGUGGCGCCCUUGAAAUGCCAAACUAUUCCGCGUCUGGAACUGUGUGGCGCUGUUUUGUCGGCGGAACUCUUUAUAACGGUUCUGGAUUCAUUAAAAAUACCCACGCAGGUGAUUUUUUGGACGGACUCUACCUGUGUCCUGCGUUGGAUCAAAGCCUUACCGACAACCUGGACUACGUACGUGGCUAACCGAGUGUCAAAAAUCCAGACGCUCACAAAUCCAGAACAGUGGAGGCACGUUCCAGGAAUAGAAAAUCCGGCCGACCUUAUUUCGAGAGGCCUCAUGCCGCAAGAGAUCAUGCACAACGAUUUCUGGUGGCGUGGCCCGAGAUGGCUGGAGAAGCAACCCGAAAAUUGGCCAGAAUCUCCAGAGCUACCAAGCGGAGCUGAAGCGGAGAAGGAGAAGAGACAUACAGCUGUCGCAUGUAUGAACUCAUCUGUCGAGGAGUUCAACGAAUGGUACAUAGGUCGAUCCUCAUCGUACAUCGAGCUCGUUAGACGAACUGCCUAUUGGUUACGAUAUCUCAAUCUGUUGCGUACACCACGAGAUCAACGGAAUCCGCCGAAGUUCCUUACAACAGCGGAGCUGAAGGGAGCAGAAGUCAACCUGGUGAGGAGAGUUCAGAAGGAUUUUUUUGUGGAGGAAUGGAAGGCACUGUCAAAAGGAGACUCUGUUCCGAGAAGGUCGCCACUGCGUUGGUUCAACCCGUACAUAUCAGAGGAUCAGGUUAUUAGAGUAGGAGGACGACUAGCGCAUUCGAAAGAGACAGAGGAUACGAAGCACCCGAUGGUUUUACCAGCACGCCAUCAGCUGACAAGGCUGAUUCUACAUUAUUUCCACGAAAAACUACUGCAUGCGGGACCGCAGUUAUUAUUGGCUACUGUUCGAUUACGUUUCUGGCCGCUUGGAGGAAGAAGCGUGGUGCGAAACGUAAUACACCAAUGCAUGAAGUGCUUUCGGGCGAAGCCAUCAUCAAUCGAGCAGUUUAUGGGAGAGCUGCCAGCGCCACGUGUUACCGUAUCCCGACCGUUUUCCCAGACCGGAGUAGAUUAUUGUGGGCCAUUUUUAGUCCGGCCAGCACCCCGCCGCCCAGUGGUAAAAAUGUAUGUCGCUGUGUUCAUCUGUUUGUGUACCAAGGCGGUGCAUCUCGAACUUGUUUCGGACCUGACUACUGACAGGUUUAUCCAAGCCCUGCGCCGAUUCUCGGCCAGAAGAGGGAAAUGCAAAGAUUUGUAUUCCGACAACGGCACAAACUUCGUAGGAGCGCGGAACAAGUUGAAGGAAUUGGACGAGCUACUGAGAAUGAAAGAACAUCGUGAGGGUGUGGCGAGAUACUGCUCGGAACAAGGAACACGAUGGCAUUUUAAUCCACCGAGUGCUCCUCACUUCGGAGGCCUAUGGGAGGCCGCGGUGCGGUCUGCCAAAAUUCACCUGGUUAAGGUAGUAGGAGAAAACCCGUUAUCACCCGAGGAUUUUACCACGUUGCUCGUACUGAUAGAGGGUUGUUUAAAUUCAAGACCGUUGACGCCCAUGUCGGACGAUCCCAACGAUCUGGAGCCAUUAACACCGUCACAUUUUUUGAUUGGUUCAAGUCUGCAAAGCUUACCGGAUCCUGAUUUGGAAAAUGUCCAACUGAACCGACUGGAUCGCUUCCAAUUGAUGCAGAAGCUGCUCCAAGAUUUUUGGAAGAGGUGGCGGCGUGAAUACCUGUGCCAGCUUCAGGGGAGAAAUAAGCGAUGGAAACCACCGAUUAAGAUCGAUGUUGCAAUUGAAGCAAUUCCUGGGUGGGUGAGGAUGUUGGAUUAUUGCACCUUACAAACUUCAUCCCUGUUCAUCACCAAAAAUAAAUUCUAUCCACUGUACUCUGCUGUUGGAGCAAACAAUAGACCUCUGACCGUCCAGCCAGCCAGCCUGCGUAUAUCAAGGAAAGCGAAAGUGAUAUCGCCUCGGUUGUAA